CUUGAUUAUAUUUAUUUAUUUGGCCAGAAGAACAAGUUUGCAAUUACUAAUGACAAGGGUAGGCUCUCAAAGGAGGAGAUUGAGAAGAAGGUACAAGAAGCUGAGAAGUACAAAUCGGAGGACGAGGAACACAAGAAGAAGGUGGAGGCCAAGAAUGCUCUUGAGAACUAUGCCUAUAACAUGAGGAACACAAUCAAGGAUGACAACAUUGCUUCUAAGUUGUCUGCUGAUGAUAAGAAGAAGAUUGAAGAUGCUAUCGAGCAUGCAAUUCAAUGGCUGGAUGGAAACCAACUUGCAGAGGCUGAUGAAUUUGAAGACAAUAAUGAAUUGAAGCAUCAAGUAUGCUAUUGGGUGAUUAUAGUAAAUCACAAAUUUUAUGAUGCCAAGCAAAGUAUUCCACACUUGAGGCCUACAGAGUACAAGAGAUCAAGGUUGCCUAGAAACCGUAGGACUGUUAACUGUGCAUAUGGUGGUGUUUUGUCUGGAGGUGCUGUUAGGGAAAGGGAUGGGCAGUAA
Molecule: messenger RNA, 516 nt
Organism: Trifolium pratense (red clover)
Lineage: Eukaryota; Viridiplantae; Streptophyta; Magnoliopsida; Fabales; Fabaceae
Product: heat shock cognate 70 kDa protein 2-like
Exons: 3
Biological process (GO): ribosome biogenesis; translation
Cellular component (GO): ribosome; cytosolic large ribosomal subunit
Molecular function (GO): ATP binding; ATP-dependent protein folding chaperone; structural constituent of ribosome
Source: RefSeq, a predicted model, not a curated record